UGGUGCCAGGCGAAGAAAUGAAGAAGGCGCAGAGGGACAAGAUGGAUGACCAGCCUGGUGGCCAAAAUUCACAUGCGCUAUACGCGCGCUGGUUGAGUAACUUUGGAGUCAAUCUGGCAAAAAGUAGACGAUUUAGCCAUCGCGCUCCAUUGACAAGUCCCUCUCUGCUGCAAUAUCAUUGGCCAGUCCAGAGCCCGGUUUCAGUGCUGGGAGAAUCAGUCGAGACGGGAUGCAAGGAAAUUGGACCAAGAAAGUGACGAGAGCUUCAUGUGCUGACUUUCAUCCACAGAGAAGCGAUUCCCGCGCCCGCUCCUGUUGCCGCCUCCACACCGACUCAGGCGCCCGCGCCCGCGCCAGCUCCCGCGCCGACGCCGACUUACGCUUCUGGCGGAGGGUCCACCACGGUAUGUCUGCAUUUACCUUACCUUAUCCCACCUUGUACGGAGACCAUCGCGGGAAUCUUAUCAUCGAGUCCAAUCCCGAACCCCAAGAAAAUCCCCCAUCUCCUGCGUUAGUGUUAUCGCAAUUACCGUUCAGGUAUUGCUGUUAUCUAAGAACCAAUGAACCCUGCAAGGCAGGUGUGGGGCAGCAACUGGCCGCGGUCGUUCCUUCCCUGUCUUAUCUUUGCUCCACAGAUAAGUUUUCUUGUUCCCAUGCAGCGACAUUCGUCAACACCAAUACCAGAGUCCCAACUCUCAUCGCGCGCUUCACCCCGUCAAGCACCACAAACAAGCAAACAAGCAUAUUCUUUCGAAUUUCUUUGGAGAAAAUACUCAAAAUCACUUUACGAAAUCUUUUGCGAUCAUUUCGCUGGCGUUGCGCACCAUGAUGGCCACCCAAGCUAACGAAUCGACGCAGCCAACAUGCCAAAACUGUCAGACCUCAACCACGCCCUUAUGGCGGCGCGAUGAAUAUGGAUCAGUUCUCUGCAACGCAUGCGGACUGUUCCUCAAAUUGCAUGCAAGUCUACCCUAUGCUUCUCAUACAGAGGCGAGCUAACCUGGUACUAGGGUCGUCCGCGUCCGAUCUCGCUCAAGACCGACGUGAUCAAGAGUCGAAACCGCGUGAAGACGAUGCGCCCUGAUCUUGCGUCUAAGAAGAAGGUAUGUGGC
Molecule: messenger RNA, 1112 nt
Organism: Colletotrichum godetiae
Lineage: Eukaryota; Fungi; Ascomycota; Sordariomycetes; Glomerellales; Glomerellaceae
Exons: 1
Coding region: 230-829 (199 amino acids)
Source: RefSeq, a predicted model, not a curated record